CGAGUGUUAUGGAUGGUUGUCCCCAUUCAGGGUUUGUUCAAUUACGACAGUUCCUGGAGGCAAGACAGCAGACAGCGAGCGAGCGAACUGUGUAGUUGUGCUAGAGAGGUUCUGUGGAGGCGUGCGUCUCGGUAGACUGUCAUCUGGGCUGUGUUCAUGAGAGGAGAUGGCUGUUCUGUCUGUCCAAGCAGGUUUGCCGGACCAUUUUUGGUGAGAUGGUUGUGCAGGAGAAGCAUAGGGAGAGACCAGAUACCCUGAGGUGUGUUGUCUGUCUGUAUUUGUCUAAAAUGAACAAGGGAGGGAGCAGCACAAAUAUCACACAGCCAGGCGCCAUGCAGGGGGAACCCUCCCCUCAUCCCUGAGUGCUGAAAUUUCAGGACUGGAGCCUGAGUGUGUCAUAUCAGGUAGUGUCAGACUGCAUCCAGAAGGGGGAAUGAUAAGAGCUUCCUGAAAGUAGCCUUUGAGAAACCCUGUGGAACAUUUUCCUCUAAUAGCCAUUUUCAAGCAGUGUCAGACAGGGUUGGUCAUUGACCUUCUCAACGGUAGUUUCUUCAGACCAGACUCAGUCGUUUUAGCGAAGAGCCAGAAUGGAGUGGUCACUAGAGAGGGUGAGGGAGAUGGUGGCUGGAGGGAUGCAGUCUAUGAGGGACUGUGAGUCCAGUGCCUUUGGCACAGCCAUGUGUCUGCUGCUGCUCUUUGUGUGGUACUGUUACAGGGUAGGUCGUGAGCACAGCUCCUCUCCCCUGCGUGGGGGGUACAGCACUGAGCCCAGUCGGGUGGGAGGAGCUGGGGGGGCCUUGAUGAGCACAGAGGGAGAUAGCAGGGCUAAAGGCAGGCCGGUGUCAGGGGUGGAGGAGCAGAACGGCUUUGCUUACUGCCAGUCCACUGAGUCCUAUCGCUGCACCAAAACAGGGGAGGGUCUCAAUCAGAAGCUGUACCACAGCCUGCAGGAUUACGCCAAACGCUACACCUGGUCAGGCAUGGGCAGGGUGCACAAAGGGGUACGAGACCAGGGCCGCUACCUCACCAGCCGGCCCACCAUCCAGAGGCCAGAGGUGUUCUUCCUCCCUGACCUGCCUUCAGCACCCUUCUUCUCCCGGGAUGCACAGAAACACGACGUGGAGCUGCUGGAGAGGAGCUUCCCUGCUCUGCUGGCUGAGUUUGAGAGCAUCUACCACGCCCCCCCAGCGCGGGCUGGCUCUUCCCUGCCUCUGGGCUGGAAGGCCAACAGCACCCCCCAUGGCCAGUGGUGGACCUUCUACUUGUUGAACCAGGGCACUCCGCUGGCCCUCAAUGCCAGGAGGUGCCCUCGGGCCUGGAGGGUGCUGGGCCAGCUGCGCACCUUUAUCGCCAACAACGUGUUUGGAAACGCCUGCUUCUCUGUGCUAACACCCGGAGCCCUGAUCACUGAGCAUUACGGCCCAACCAACGUCAGGCUGCGCUGCCACCUGGGUCUUAGAGUGCCCUCUUCCUGUGAGCUGGUGGUUGGAGGGGAGCCACAGUGCUGGUCUGAGGGGAGCUGUCUGCUGUUUGAUGACUCCUUCCUCCACAGGGCCUUCCAUGAGGGCGGCCCAGGGGACGGCCCCAGGGUGGUCUUCAUGGUGGACCUCUGGCACCCUAAUGUGGCAGCUGCUGAGAGACAGGCUCUGGACUACAUCUUCACCCCCGGGCGCUGAGAGGACAAAGAGUGUGUGUGUGUGUGUGGGG
Coregonus clupeaformis (lake whitefish) is the source of this 1707-nucleotide messenger RNA. Its product is annotated as aspartate beta-hydroxylase domain-containing protein 2-like. The record is from RefSeq and is a predicted model, not a curated record. Lineage: Eukaryota; Metazoa; Chordata; Actinopteri; Salmoniformes; Salmonidae. Bases 588 to 1676 code for a protein of 362 amino acids. The transcript has 4 exons.